Scomber japonicus (chub mackerel) is the source of this 3208-nucleotide messenger RNA. RefSeq names its product filamin A interacting protein 1-like (gene filip1l). The record is from RefSeq and is a predicted model, not a curated record. The transcript has 3 exons. Bases 11 to 3202 code for a protein of 1063 amino acids. NCBI's taxonomy places the organism in Eukaryota, Metazoa, Chordata, Actinopteri, Scombriformes, Scombridae.
GCACCGGCGGAUGCUGGAGCAGCUGCUGAUGGUGGAGCAGUCGCACAAACAGGCCCUGUACAAGCUAGAGGACGAGAAGAGGAACCACGGAGAGUUCAUGAAGAAGAGUGACGAGUUCACCAACCUGCUGGAGCAGGAGCGCGAGAGGUUGAAGCUGCUAAUUGAUCAGGAAAAGGCUUACCAAGAGCGAAAGGAAGAAGAGAACAACAAAAAGGUCUCAAGUCUGAAGGAAGAGCUGACAAAACUCAAGUCAUUUGCGUUGAUGGUAGUGGAUGAACAGCAACGCCUCACCGAGCAACUGAAUCAACAAACAGCUAAGGUCCAAGAACUGAGUGCCAGUUCUUCACAAGCCCAAGAGGAGUUGAUCUCAGCUAAUGCCCGUCUGCAGGAAGAGGAGCAAAAGGUCAUUCGCUUGGAGGCUGAGCGGCGCGACCAAGCCAUUCGACACCAUCAGGAACAGGAGGCCAUGACUGCCAAAUUGACCAGCGAGGAUGCCCAAAGCAGGCAGCUGCGCCAGAAACUGUCAGCUCUCAGCAGGCAGCUUGAUGAGCUGGAGGAGACCAACAAGACCCUGCGCAGAGCUGAGGAGGAACUGCAGGAGCUGAGGGACAAAAUUAGCCGUGGUGAGUGUGGAAACUCUAGCCUCAUGUCUGAGCUUGAAGAGUUACGGAAAAGGGUACUUGAAAUGGAGGGAAAGGAUGAAGAGUUGAUCAGAAUGGAGGACCACUGCAGGGACCUCAACAAGAAACUGGAAAAAGAGGCCAACCAAAGUCGGAGCUUGAAGGCUGAAGUCGAUAAGUUGAACCACAGAAUUAUGGACUUGGAAAAACUAGAGGAUGCAUUUAGCAAGAGCAAACAAGAAUGCAACUCACUCAAAAGUAACUUGGAGAAGGAGAAGACAGUGUCAAAGGUUCUGUCCAGUGAGCUGGAAGUCUUGAAAGUCAGGGUCAGAGAACUUGAGGCUGCUGAAAACCAGCUGGGAAAGACAGAACUGACACUGAAGGAAGAUCUCACCAAGUUAAAGACACUGACAGUCAUGCUGGUGGAUGAAAGGAAGGCAAUGGCAGAGAAGCUAAAGCAAAUGGAGAACAAAGUCCAAAACAGCACUGGAAAACUUCAGGCUGAACAGGACAAAGUUACGUCAGUCACAGAGAAACUAAUUGAUGAGAGCAAGAAAGCACUGAGGUCAAAGGCUGAGCUAGAGGAGAAAAUGUGCAGCGCUACAAAGGAAAGAGAUGACCUGAAGGACAAAUUGAGGGUUGAGGAGGAAAAGAGCAAUGAUUUGGAGUCUAAGAUCAAUAUGAUGAAGAAAAGGAUGCAAUCACUAGAGACAAUAGAGAGAGAAUACCUAAGGAGCAAAGCUAAAGAGGAGAACAUCAAAACACCCAUUGCCAACCGCUUCCAACAAGAGGACAACAAAGUUAAGGAUUUAACACAGGAGGUUGAGCGUCUUAGACGCAAAUUAAAAGAUAUGAAGGUGGUAGAAGGUGACCUAUUAAAAACAGAGGAGUUCGAAUCACUGGAGAAAAGAUUCACCAACGAGCAGGAGAAAGCCAAGACUUUGAUGGAGGAGCUGGACAUAUCUAGAAAAGAACUUUCCAAGUACCAGCUGGCAGAAAAGAAAGAGUGCAACCAAGAGCAUGUUCUGUAUAAACGCUUGAAGGAGGAGGAGGCAAAGUCUAGCCAUUUGACUAGAGAGGUAGCAGCCCUGAAAGAGAAGAUCCAUGAAUACAUGGGAACAGAGGAGUCCAUUUGCCGUAUGAAAACUGACCACUCCUCACUGCAAAGAAAACUGACACAGCAGGAGGUCAGAAACAAGGAACUGGCCAGAGAAAUGGACACACUCACACGAGAGCUUGAGCGCUAUAGACGAUUUAGCAAAAGUCUACGCCCUGGCAUGAACGGGAGGCGCUUCUCAGAUCUGCAUGUUUCCACCAAGGAAGUCCAGACAGAUCCGCUUGAUCUGAUGUCUCCCAACGGCAAGACAAUGGCACCACUGGAACGUGCUGUGGUGAACGGGAAGCUGUAUGACGAGAGUGAGCCUGAGGAAAACGCAAAUUACAGUAACGAGCUUCAGCUCACAAAAUGCAGUCCCUCGCUCAUCAAUAAUGUAAACAACCUAAACAACAACAUGAGAAGAGCGAGAGUCCCAUUCCUCAAAAACAAAGAAAGCCCCCAUCAAGUGAACGGUAAAGUGCAACCACGGCAGAAUGGCAACCAUGUGCAGUCUGGAGAUGUUGUGUUGACCCACAGUCCUGGACAGCCUCUGCACAUUAAAGUGACUCCUGACCACGGACACAACACUGCAACGCUAGAGAUCACCAGCCCGACCACAGAAAACACCCAGUCAUUCACCAGCACUGCCGUCAUACCCACAAGUGGAGGUCCACCCAAACAGAGAAUUACCAUCAUCCAGAAUGCAUCCAUAUCCCCGACUGCAAAAUCCAUUUCCCCCACAACAAAAUGUAAAGGUUCCCCUGUGUCAGACGAGCCGUGUUCACCAGAUAGGGCCCUAUCACCUUUCACUAUGUCUACAUACUCCAGAGCGAUGACCCCGGACUCUUGCGGCUCUGUAACACCAGACAGAGCCAUGUCACCUAUACAAAUUGUCUCGGUCACAACAGGCACCCCUGAUCGCUCCCUCUCCACGGAGCCAGUGGAAGUUGUCGGCGGGCACGCCGUCUUCCGCGUGACCCCUGAAAGGCAAAGCAGCUGGCAGGUCCAGAGGUCAAACAGCUCGGGGCCAAAUGUCAUCACCACAGAGGACAACAAAAUCCACAUUCACUUAGGGAGCCCCUUCAUUCAGAGCAUCAGCACUCCGACACAAACGCUGAGUCCAUGCCACACACCCGGACUCCAGGAGCAGAGGACUCAAGUGCUGGCCAAUUGCAGCACUCCUACUGCCAAAGGCAACAGCAAAAUCACAAGUAGCAUCAUGAUUAAGCCCACCUCCACCCCAGUCCAAAGGCCAUCACAAAUUACAAUACCUCUAGAAGCAUUCCGGCGACCAGGACCUACGAGAAUCCCCAAACCGAAGGGCUACAGCUCCCAGAAAGGGACAAACAGUACUAACCUUGGACUGCAGAACAAGGGUCAGCCGCCACAGACUCCUCUAACCACCGGGAAAGAUCAGCCCACGCAAAUACCUGCAGCACACAACAACAACAACAACAACCCAAACCUUGUCAACCGCAGGCUGUGAUAUGGC